Molecule: messenger RNA, 1031 nt
Organism: Dendronephthya gigantea
Lineage: Eukaryota; Metazoa; Cnidaria; Anthozoa; Malacalcyonacea; Nephtheidae
Exons: 2
Coding region: 24-806 (260 amino acids)
Source: RefSeq, a predicted model, not a curated record
GCGUUUUUCUGGCGAUAACGCUAAUGAAAUUGGACGCAAACAUUGCUUUUAACUGGACCAAGAUCAAGGAGAUUCUAGAAUCCGACCAAUGCAGUGGGGAAGUUAUCGCCUACUACAAAUUUGACCGAUCUUUUAGAGAUGUGUGCUUUGGCCACAAUGCCCAUAAAGAGAGAAACGUGGUGAGGGAUAUUUCAGAAGGCAUAGCGAACAGCGCAGCCCGUUUCUACGAUCAUUAUAAAAUAUCAUAUCUCUACGUACCCAGUCUAUACGGUUACGAAUGGGGCUCGACCUUCUCUGUCAGUAUCUGGUUCAAAAACGUAGAAAUUGUACGGGACGAAAUCCGAGGUCUCAUUAAUAAUGGCCCAGCGGCUAUACAGAAACAAAAUCAGCACAAAUCAUUCCGGAGAUCUCCGACAACACCAAACACCUUAGGAAGCUGGCAAAUACGAAUUGCAUCGCAAAAAUUCAUUGGUGCAUCCAUCGUGACAUCACACUCAGCCAAAACCUGGCAGAACAUAACGACUGCUAUUUCAGACCAUUGGCAUCACUUUGUGAUGACCUACGACGGUUCGACGAUCUCGUUUUACCACAACAGCCACCUUAAGCUGACCGAUUCGAGUUGCUAUGGCAACAUUCUCAGCAAAAAUUCCCAGGUUGUGAUGGGACACACGAAAACGAGAGCGCGUAACGGGAGUGGAGAGAUGAAAGACGUGUAUUUUAAUGGCUACAUGGACGAAGUGAUAUUGUUCAAAAAAGCCCUGACCGCUAAACAGGUUACAAGACUUUACCAGCUUAAGGUUGUUUAAACAUUUUAAAUAAUACGAACCAUUUAAAAAGCUGAAUAUUCAUUUCACACUGCCGUGUUGGAUGCCUUACUCCCAACUCUGACAAAAUAUUUUUAAUUGAAAAACACUUAAUUAAUUUUGUUACUAAGCCUAUGACUGAUAUAUGCUUUCUUAAUUUUGACGCUAUUAUACUAAUUUGUUUAACUUAUUUUCGUUUAUAUUUUGUUAAUAUGAUUUGUAACGAAU